AUGGCCUCCAAGAUCGUGGUCAUCGGGUGCGUGAAUGGUGCUCUGUGGUCGCUCGUCGACAAGCUGGCCGCCCUGAAUGAGAAGCACCACUUCUCGAUAUGCAUCAUCGCUGGCAAUCUAUUUGCCGAUCCGGACAAAGCCACCGUUACCGAGAAAGACCAAGUCGCCAGGCUUGUCAAGGGCGAGAUCGAAUUUCCUGUGCCGACAUACUUUGCGCUGGGCAAUCGCCCUUUGCCACCUGCGGUGAUCCAGAAGGUCACGCACGAUGGAGGCGAAGUGUGUCCGAACCUCAGCAUUCUCGGACGCAAAGUCUCGAUCAAGACUGCAGAUGGCCUGAAGAUUGUCGCAAUCGGCGGAAAGCACUCCCCCCGGGCCGAGGACGAAAUCAUGGACGAGUAUGCGCCCGUCUAUACAGAUAGAGACAUCGAAAGCGCCAAGCACUUCAAGCACGCAGACAUUCUCGUCACGAGCGAGUGGCCUGCUGGAGUAGUCGACGGAUCACACUCGAAAUAUGCAGCUCAGCCUCCAUCGGGCGUGCAAAGCCUCGGCGACCUCGUCACAGCUCUGAAGCCACGAUAUCACUUCUCGACGUCAAUAGCAUUCUUCGAGCGAGAGCCGUUCUUUCAUAACGUCCCACCCCCACAACCAAUCACGCGAUUCCUCAGCUUCGCAGCUUUCGGCAAUGAAGCCAAGCAGAAAGCUCUCUAUGCCUUCCAACUCGAAGCCUCUGCACCACCUCCACCCCAGCUGCCCACCGACGCUACCGCUUCCCCCUUCGCCCUCACGCAAAAGAAGCGCAAGCUCGACUCCCAAGAAGAAAGCUUCAAUGGCUUCCGCUACUCGAAUGGAGACGGCUCCCAGCAACAAUACAACGGCCACGACCGCCGCAUGAAGCGUCACCGCCGAAAUGCCCCGGCGCGGAAAGACCCCAUGGCAUGCUACUUCUGUAUCUCCAACAACGAGAAUGAAGCACACAUGGUAGCCGACAUUGGUACAGAAGUCUACCUGACAGUUGCCAAAGGCCCUCUCACAACACCCGACACCUUCCCAGGUUUAGAGAUGCCCUGCCACAUGCUCAUCAUCCCUCUCCAACACGCCCCGACAAUCAACUCCUUCGACCCAGAAAACCGCGAAGCAACCCACACCGAAAUGAAACGCUACCGUACCGCUCUUCACAACAUGAUCUCUGCAAAAUCUACGCGAGGAGAAUCAGGCGAAGCACAACUCGGCGCGGUCACAUGGGAAAUCUCUCGAGGCGGCGGCGUGCAUCUUCACUGGCAAUUUCUUCCUGUACCACUCGACAUGGUGAAGAAGAGACUCGUCGAGGCCGCUUUCGAGGCCGAGGCCGAGAAUCGGAAGUAUCCGAAAUUUCUCACAGAGCCUUCUCAGAUCGAAGAAGCGCGAGAGGGUCAUUACUUUCGAGCUAUGAUUUGGUCGGAAGGAUACGAGACGGAGAUGUUGCUCCCUUUGAGUGAGGAGUUUAAUUUCGAUCUGCAGUUUGCGAGACGGGUACUCGGGAAGUUGUUGGGACUAGAAAGUCGGAGUCAUUGGAAGGAUGUGGUUCAGACGAAGGAGGACGAGAUGGCGGAUAAGCAAAAGUUUGAGGAGGCGUUUGCGCAGUUCAAGUACGAGUAG
This is a messenger RNA of Pseudocercospora fijiensis CIRAD86, 1635 nucleotides long. RefSeq lists its product as uncharacterized. The record is from RefSeq and is a predicted model, not a curated record. NCBI's taxonomy places the organism in Eukaryota, Fungi, Ascomycota, Dothideomycetes, Mycosphaerellales, Mycosphaerellaceae. The transcript is spliced from 2 exons. Gene Ontology annotation, molecular function: RNA lariat debranching enzyme activator activity. Bases 1 to 1635 code for a protein of 544 amino acids. Gene Ontology annotation, biological process: mRNA splicing, via spliceosome. Gene Ontology annotation, cellular component: post-mRNA release spliceosomal complex.